Molecule: messenger RNA, 1500 nt
Organism: Notechis scutatus (mainland tiger snake)
Lineage: Eukaryota; Metazoa; Chordata; Lepidosauria; Squamata; Elapidae
Gene: FGF10
Product: fibroblast growth factor 10
Molecular function (GO): growth factor activity
Source: RefSeq, a predicted model, not a curated record
GCCGAGAGGGAGCGUGAGGCAACCCGAGUCGCCUUCCCUGAGCGGCCAUCGCCGCCCCUCCACACCCUCCACACCUCCCCGCCCCGAGGCGAAGAAGGGCCAAGGCUCCGCAGGCGCCCCCCUCCCCCGAGGCAAAGGGGAGGGGGAAGGCCGCCGUUUUUUUGUUUUUUUUUUCCCGGAGAGCUCGCCCCCUGAGGCAUGGAUGUCGGCGCCCUCCCUUCAGGCCAGAUCAGCGCUCCGGAGGCUCUGAGCGAAGGGGCUCCCCACCAGCUGUCCGCUCGCCUCGCCCGGGAGCUCACCCUCCCAGCAUGUUUCUUUCCAUGAGGCCUCUCCCUGCGCCCAGAGCUUCAGUACAAUGUGCAGAUGGAGACUGAUACAGGGUGCCUUCGCCUCUGCCCACCUGCCUUCCUCCUCUUCCUCCGCCGGCCGCGGCGGCUGGGGCUUCUUGCUGCUGCUCUGCCUGAUGUCUUCGCUGACCGCCUCCAGCUAUGAGCACGGGCGCGGCGUGCUGCCUCUCAAGGCCGCCAACGCCUCGUCCACCUCUUCUUCUUCUUCUUCCUCCUCCUCCUCCUCUUCGGCCGCCAGCGCGGGGAGACACGUGCGGAGCUACGAUCACCUCCGAGGAGACGUGCGCCAGAGGAAACUCUAUUGCUUCAACAAGUUCUUCCUCCGGAUUGAGAAGAACGGGAACGUGAGCGGCACCAAGAGGGACAACUGCCCCUACAGCAUAUUGGAAAUAACAUCUGUGGAAAUUGGAGUGGUGGCUGUUAAAUCUAUUAACAGCAAUUAUUAUCUUGCCAUGAAUAAGAAUGGCAAAGUCUAUGGAUCUAAAGAGUUUAACAACGAUUGCAAACUAAAGGAGAGGAUAGAAGAAAAUGGGUACAAUACGUAUGCCUCAUUCUCCUGGAAAAAUAAUGGAAAGCAAAUGUUUGUGGCUUUGAAUGGAAAAGGCGGGACGAGGAAAGGACAGAGAACCAGACGGAAAAACACUACUGCUCAUUUUCUUCCCAUGGUAGUUGACCCACAGAUGAAGGACUUCUUCUACUGAUAGCAGCUGAACCAAAGAUUUUGUCAGGAAUACCUUGUACUCCUCUCAAAAGGCAAAGGCAAAAACAGAGCAUCUGCUCUAUUUGACGGAUAACGGGGGAAGGUUUUCUAUUCUGUCAAAUUAUGAAGUACCUCCAAUUAGUUACGUGUCAUAUCCUAUAAUCAAGACACAAGCUGGAUCAAAUGGGAUCAGAGCUUUUUCCAGUGCAAGCAAAUAAUGAUGGUGAUGAUGAUUUUUUUAUCUUGCCAAUAGAACUGAAAGGAUAUGAGACAAUGUAUGGGGGCGAUGUUGGGGAAAGUUAUUUAUGGAAUACUAACUCAAAUCAAAAGAACUUCAUUCAAGCCUAAUGAUCCAAUGAACAGUUAAGCAUUUACUGUAAGCACAUGGGUCAUCUGCAGAAAGAAGAAAAGAUUUUGGAACGGUCUCAUAUGAAAGAGAUGAAUAGGAUUAAG